AUGAUUCUCGGCAAGUUCACCGCGAACGUCCAGCGGCUGCGCGGGCUUCUUCGGAUCGUCUUCGCACUAACCCCGCGCUUUACGGCAACGAAGCGCUUUAUCGAGGCGGCCCGGAUUCUGUGCGAUGGGCUCUUCCUCCUGUGGGAUAACCUCGCGCUGCUGGGGGGGGCCCGACUGCUGGGCCACGGGAUCAGCCCCGCCGCGAGCAUGCGCCGCGCGAAGCGAUGGCAGCUCGCCGGCUACCUUCUCGCCGCGCUGGUCGAUCUUUUCGAUCUUCGGGAUGGGCUCGAGCGGCUGCGCUACGACCCCCCUGCCGCCCAACGCGCCAUAACAAACGCCUCGUUGCGUUUUCUGCAGGACGCCACCGACGUCACGGCAAAUUGCAUCGCGCUGGGCGGCCUUGGCGGGAUCGCCCGGCCGACCGAUCGGGUGGUCGGCAUCCUCACCUGCCUGGCGGCCGCCCUCGGGGCCAUCACGUACUGGCGAGAGAUGAAGGAGUAA
This is a messenger RNA of Phytomonas sp. Hart1, 501 nucleotides long. Lineage: Eukaryota; Euglenozoa; Kinetoplastea; Trypanosomatida; Trypanosomatidae. The record is from the annotation of a GenBank genome assembly.